Molecule: messenger RNA, 4436 nt
Organism: Paramormyrops kingsleyae
Lineage: Eukaryota; Metazoa; Chordata; Actinopteri; Osteoglossiformes; Mormyridae
Source: RefSeq, a predicted model, not a curated record
UGGGUGGAGCUCCGAGCAUCACGGCGAGGGCAGCUUGGCUCUCAGGGCUGCAGCUAGGAAAGCCCAGGACGGAGCGACACGGCGGGGGUACCGCGGAUGCAGGCUGCGCGUCUGGGAGGCGGCGCUGCCUUUUCUUCCACGUCAGGUCUGGAGGAAUAUGCCCAUUGGUUUUGAACUGAUGCUUUGUUAAGAAACACCUGAAAUACUGCUCUGCUGGUUUAAAGAGAGGAUCAUUCACGCCGGAGCGAUCGUUUAGCCGGUCCGUUAUUUAAUUCAUAUAUCUGGGGAGACGAUGCUGCCCUGUCCGUCUUCGCCUACGGCGGCGAGCGACAGCACCGGUUCCGAUGAGAAAGAAGCACAGAAAGUGAAAACGGAGUGCAUUAGGCUGACCGAGGAGAGGGAUGAAGCAGAGAGGCAGCUGAAGCACAUCAAGCGCGUGUCCCAGAUGGUGAUCGAGGAGGUGAGUGUCCUGCAGACCCAGCUGGAGAUCGAGAAGUCCUGCAGAGAGAACGCCGAGGCACUGGCCACCAAGCUCAACUGCGAGAACAAGAAGCUGAAGUACCUGAGCCUGUCUUCGCGACCCUGCCUGGACGAGCUGCUGCCCAGCAUCUCCGACUGCAUAGCCCUGGACGAGGAGUCUGAGCCACAGGAAACCAGUCCCGACCCUUACGCACAGUACCAGCAGCAGGUCAAAGACCUCCAGGAGAUGGUGAAUGCCCUGCUGGAGGAGAAGAAGCAACUGGGCUGUCAGCUGAAGGAGCAGCAGAGGGAGAUCGAGGAGCUGACGUCACGUAGGGAGAAGGACCAGCUGGAGAUAAAGGAGCUCCAGAAGACCAUGGAGCAGCAGAACAGGACUAUCAAGAAAUUUAACCGAGUGUCGAUGAUGGCUGCACAGGAAUACGAGGGCUUGCGGGAACAGCUGGACCUGGAGCAGAGCCUGAGGCAGAAGGCGGAGAGCUAUGCGCACGAGAUGCUGGUGAAACAGAAGGAGGCCAACCGGCAGAGUAUGGUGCUGCUGCAGCAGUCUGAGCCCAGCCUCCAGCUGCUGAAGGCCCUGGAGGACCUGGCCCACCUCACCAAGACGCUGGAGCAAGAACGCCUGCAGCACCAGCAGAAGGUAAAGGCCCUAGAAGUAGAGCUGGAGGAGUGCGCCCUCCGUAGGCAGCUGGCGGAAGUUCAGAAACAGAUGGAGCUACUGGAGGAGGAGAAGCGGGAGGUUGAAUCUCGGCUGCAGGAGGUGGAGAAGCAGAACAAAACGCUGGAGAACCGAGUGCAAGAGCUACUGGAGGCUCCGAAGAAGCGGAGUCCUGCACACGGGCCACCCCCAGGGACUGCCCCUCCCCCUUGUUUUUUUUUCCUGUGUAACAGCUCCCUAAUUGCCAUAAUGAGGAAGUCCUCCAAGAGCUCCAAGGGGCCGCUGAAGAUGGAGCCAGCCCCACCGAGUGCUGGCAUGGACGACGUGAAGGUGAAGGCGGUCAACGAGAUGAUGGAGCGGAUCAAGCACGGGGUGGUGCUGCGGCCCGUGAAGGGACAGGACACCAAGAGGUUCGGCAUAAAGCCUCCCCCAGCAGGUGAAGAGAAGCAGCAGGAGAGCGCGAUGGAGGAGCUGAAGGGUAUCCUGGAGACAGUGAAGAGGAGCCCAAGCCGGGGAUUCCCGGAGGCUCCACCUAGCAAGAGGGACAGCGAGCUGGAGGUGAUUCUCAGGAGGAGGCGUAAGCAGGCCUGUGAUGCCACAGCUGGAGAUGAGAAGGACAGUGAGAUCAGCAAGGUGUCCUCCUCCGAGAGCCUGAACGCCCGCCACAGCUCCGACUCGGGCAAAGAGGCGUGGGGGCCACGGCGAGGGGGCAGCACCAGGAGCUCCUCAUCGGACAAGGGCAUCUCUGAGCUGUUCGCCAAUGGCAGCUGUGACAGUGGGGAAGAGGAGAAGACAAAUGAGGAGAAGCCUGCACCAGCAGAGUCUAAUGGAGAGAAUCACACCGUCCUGAACCAGGAAAAGCAGGCCAUGCUCACGCCAGCCUCACCAGAUGGUGUCAGCCCGCUGAUCGGGGGCACUGAUGCAGAGUGUUAACGUCAGUUCCAUAGGUGGUCACUAGAGGGCAGUGUUGAGCAGAGCAGGACAGGGCAAGGACGGUUGCACUAUUUGCACAGAACUUCAGUUUGUAACUUGAGACACAUGAUUUGAAGAGCUUUAGUUUUCCUUCUCAUUUUACCUGCACAGACAUCUGGUGUGGAUUUUUACUGAUUAAGGAAUGCACUAUUGUCCUGUUUAGUAUGCAACAUAUACAAUAGAUUUGUGCCCUUAUUCUAUCAUUAGGAAAAAUAGAAAAUUCAAACACUUGCUCUCUCACAUGUAAGAAAACCCAUUCACAUAUUUAUUUCAUAAUUUCUAAAAACUGGCUUUUGAUAUUAUUACUUUUCUUCUUAUAAUUACAUAAAGUAUUGCCUUCAGUUCUAAUUUUAUAAUUGCAAUGUAUUAAUGCCUUCUUAAAAUAUGCUAAAACUGGAUCGACAUAUCUCAGAACGUACUAAAACGCUUGAUGCGCCAACAACAAUAUGGUGACCAUUGGUCGUUUUACAGUGGCCAUUAGUUAAAUCCCCGACAAAUCAACAGCGUUGAGCGUUGCACAUAAACAUACCUAGGGGCACGUGAACCCGGUUUUGUUUACUACAUUCACGUGUCUCAUAUGUCACCUGAUGUCAGCAGAUCUAGCCGACCAAAAAAGGAUGGUGUCUCCGCACACCUGGAAACAAGUGCUAAUGUAUUCAGCCUACCUCCAAACAGACACACUUCACCUCCUGACUAAUCCUAAAUUGUACAUCUACUAACUUCGGAAAAAUGGGUAAUAACUGGAAGGGAGCGAUACCACAUAGUUAAAAAAAUGUCUUCCAUUCCUUCCUUGGAGGAUCUUGCACUUCUAAGUGAUCGCCUGAGAAUUCAGGGGUAAAGCAUCCGCUGUGACAUUCUCGUUGCCUCACUGGGGACCAGGUGCUAUAUCUUGCGGUCAAGCUAUAUGUGGAUGCACGGAAGGUGCAGCAGUCGAGGAGCUGAUGGUGUUUGUAGUGAUAGCCAAAUGAAGCUUCGUGAACCACUUACUUUUUUUCUGACCCCACUAGAUGGCGCCGUCUGUUCAAAAAAAGGCUCAAAGCAUGGCCCAAAGCAAGCCAAGAGAGCCACCUAGUGGGGACAAAAAAUAUAGCAUAUGGUUCAUAGCUUCACUUGGCCAUCACUAGUUAUUUGCAUUAAGGCACUGUUGGGGUGAUAGGGCAGGAUCACGCCACCUUCAGAUGUGACUCUGCAGCAGUGCUGUCUAUGCCUUGGAGUCUGUGGACUGAAACAAAAAGCUGGAAGAUCUGUUACUCCAUCUCUGCAAUAAAAACGAAACAUUUCCAUAAUGUAGAACCAAUUAUAAAUGCGUGCCCCCAUCCAAUCAAUGAAAAUGAACAUAAGAGUGAUUGACCUUAUCUAUUUGCUUGCAUAUUGUAUAUCUGUCUAUUAAAGCGAAAAGAUGUGGACAGAGGAGAUCUGAACAUCUGAACUUUGGGCUGUAGCAAAAAGCUACAACAAAAAUGCUUCUGUCCACCUCUCAUAAAAUUUGUAUAUUAGGAUGUCCUUGAUUUGCAAUGAUUGGCUAUCAACCUUUUCAGAUUCCUUAAAGCUUCCUUUUAUUCUGACAAUUCGUUAACACUAUCGUAAUUAUUUGUUUGUGCGAGUGUGCUUGUACCUUGACUAAAAUGUGUGUUUAAGAUGGAAAACAGACUGUCCUCAGUUUUAAGUUUAUAAACCUUUUCAUCGCUUUCAUAAUCAUUAAGCAUUCUUUUUUAGUUAAGGAAAUAAAAGUUUGGCCAUUGAAAUACUCAACUGUCUUUGUUCCAUUCAUAAUUGAAUGCAUUUUAAAGACCAUCAGCUUUAUUUUGUUACAAAUUCAACCCCAUCUGUCUCUGUCAGUGUCUAUAAGCUCUCCUCAAAUUAUCCAAAUGUCUCAUUUUUAAACAAUAUUAUUGGAAUAUGUUAAUAACCACACUAAACAAGACAAUCGUUGUACUACUUCAUUCUACUAUUUAAUCUACUACAUGCUUUAUCAUGCAAAAACCUUUUUUCUAUAUUAGUGGUCAAUUAACUAAUUAAUCAAUUUUAAAAAAUGAUAAACAAAAAUUCAAGGUUUUACUACCGUUCCUAUUUUGACAGUAUAGGAUUGAAGUCAUAUAUUGUUUGAAUUGUAGUAAAAAAGUAAAUUUUAAGUAAAAAAGCAAAACAAUACAUUAUUAUAGGAAAGGGAAAAUUUUGAAUCAAUACAGCUAUUGGGAACUGAAGGUACAGACCACCUGCCAAAAGUACCAGUGUUGGAACAAGAGCAAAAUAAAUUAUAUAAAUCUUCUGGAACCAGCUGACAAAAUGAGCAGUGUCCUUUAUACCUUUAUACCUCUUCAGAAAUACC